CUGGAUUAUUUUCACAAUAAAUUUAUCUUUAUAUUAUUGUGUCCAGUAUUUUUACUAGUAUACAUGCAAGAAGAACCACCAACACUUACAGAGGAAGAAAAAUAUCUAAUAAAAUGUUGUUAUAACAAUCUGGAAUGUUGUAAGCGAGAACCAACAAAUUUUGAAGUAAGAACUCUACUUUUAAAGUGCCAGAAGCAAGAAACGGAUUUUAAGAAUAGAGAGGAUUUCGUAACUGUAAAAAAAACUGCAUUCAGAGAUGAACCAACAAAAGAACUAACUGAAUGUAAUAAGAAAUUAAAACUUACUAUAAGAAUUAAAAAUAUGGGUCUCACUAAUUGCAAGAAUCAAUACCUUAUUAUCGACCACGCUUUUGAUCCUAUUACUGGAAUUAAGCAAAAACUUUUCAAUGUAUAUGUAUUGCAAAUUAAGCAACAGCCAGUUUUGGAGAUUUAUGGACUAUGUUACGAAGCUAUGGUUAAUGCACAAGCCAAAGAAGUUGUUUUUAAUAAAAAUACUCCAGGUUAUACUGGCUGUAAGGAGGGAACUUCAAGUCCUUGUGAAAUGAUGCAGUAUGAAGACAGAGUCGUGCCAUACAGCGAUGGAUUUUGUUGCAAUUGCGAUUCAGAGAAGAAAAGUGACUUUUAUAAAAGCUUUUCUGAUGCUGAUCGGCAAAAAACUAUGGCUAAUGGUAAAGAAAAACUAUACACACAACCACGUGGAGGCCAAGAUUGUAACGACCAACAAACACCUGCUGAUAUGGAUCCCCAAGCAUACCAUGCAAGUAGUCAUUGUCUUAAAUUUUCCGAUCUAUGGUACUAUGUGUACCAUGUUCGUAAACCUGUAAUAAAACAUUUAGUAUCCGUACAAAUAUUUCAAAAGUUUAAUACAUUGGAGUCGGGAUGUAAGUGGAAAGACUUGACAAAGAAAAACUUACUAACGAUUGGAACUUCCACACGAUAUUAUAAUAGCGAUGAUAAUUCAAUAAUUAUUCGAUAUAUAGCCCCAGAAAUAAACGAAGCAGACUUUGGCUUAAAUUACAAUUUUCACAGAAUUCUUAUUCCUGACAUAUCUAAUUUAGAAGAUAUCGAAAAUCACCCAGAAGUUCAUGGAGGCGCAGACGAGUACUUGGUAGUUCGGUCAAAUAAAGUGCAGCCAAAUGGAAGAAUUUGUAAUGUAGCUGGAGUUGGGUAUGAAGCAUUUGCUAAGCAACAAAAAGCUUGUCAAUUACCAAAAGGUUCUUGUCUUAAAAAUCAGCCACUACAAAUGUGGGCUGAAGAUAAUUUUAAACAAUCUAAAGGAAAAAGGGGAAAUUAUUUUUUACAAAAUUAUGGAGUAUUGCUUGAAAACACUUUGACUCCUAAUAAGGAAGAAAACAAAACUUUAACAUUCUUUUUUACAAAAAAUUACUUAAGUACCUUAGAAAUGCAAAUAAAAGAUGACGACAAUACUAUUUUAAGACCUAGCAGUUUAGCAGCACUAACAGAAAUAUAUGUUGACGGCACAGAUUCACAAAAAACUUCUAUAGUCGCCAAGGUAUUUAACUCUGGAUUAGAAUCUAGUAUAUUUUACAUAGUUUUAACUGAGUGCCCUUUAAGUCUACCGGCUAGUUUUAGCCAUAUACAAUCUAUGCCGGCUUUAAUAGCUCCUCAACAUCAACAUAUCUUUAAGUUGGAUAUUCACUGUCCAUUAACAAUCAGUACUUUUAUUUGUAGCUUACAAGUGCUGAACUUAAAAAAAGAGUUGAUUGCGGUUAGGAAAGUUAAAUUAAGACAUCAAGAUCGAUGUUUUUGCAUUUGGUAUUGUUCGUGUACUUGUUAUAUUGCCGAUUAUGGUCUCAAAUGUAAAGUUUUAUCUUUGUUGGCUUAUCACGCAGCUGGCUUACAAGGUGGUAUGCCGGUCUCUCUUCAGUUAAUGGAAUAUUCGUUUUCUGACUAUCUAGUGUUUUUAAUGAUGUACGUAAUAAUUACCCUAUGUUUAACUCUAUUAGUAAUGGGUACAAUUAAAGCCUUACUAGGUCUAUGUUUUAUACCCAUUGGAAUAUGGGGCUUAGAUAUAAUUUUGGAUUUACCAAGAAAAAUUAACAAAUACUAUGAAAAUGACAUAAGUCACAUGCGAGUAAUUUAUGAUGAAUUUGAUUGGCCAAUCCAUCCUGUUACUGGAGUAAGAGUAAGGAAUAUACCGAUUCAAGCAGAAUUUUGUAUAAAUAUAAUGUUUUUUAUUGUAUACCCAUUCUGUGUGUUUUGCAUUAUUGCCAAAAAUAAUUUCUCAAACAAAAGCACAGAGACGAUAAAAAUUGAUACUUGCUAUUGUCAGCAUGGUAUAGCUGUUGUAAGGAAAAAUAGUAGUUUACAAAUUUCGAACAAAAAACCAUCAAAUACAGAAAAAUUUGACUGAAUCCUAUGUUAC
Diabrotica balteata is the source of this 2406-nucleotide messenger RNA. The record is from the annotation of a GenBank genome assembly. NCBI's taxonomy places the organism in Eukaryota, Metazoa, Arthropoda, Insecta, Coleoptera, Chrysomelidae.